Pneumocystis murina B123 is the source of this 846-nucleotide messenger RNA. RefSeq lists its product as hypothetical. Gene Ontology annotation, molecular function: palmitoyl-(protein) hydrolase activity. The record is from RefSeq and is a predicted model, not a curated record. Bases 1 to 846 code for a protein of 281 amino acids. Gene Ontology annotation, cellular component: membrane. The transcript has 7 exons. Lineage: Eukaryota; Fungi; Ascomycota; Pneumocystomycetes; Pneumocystales; Pneumocystaceae.
AUGAAUUUAAUAAAUAUUGGCAUUAGUGUUUUUAUUGGCAUUAUCACUUUUACUGUUUUUUCUAUUUAUUAUUUACAAUUUCGUUUUAUAUAUCUAUCAUGGGUUCCUAUGGGGUCUCGUACCCGAGUAGAACGACCUGAUGCUUAUCAAAUUCCUUAUGAAGAGGUUACACUUUCUACACCAGAUGGUAUUUCACUUCAUGCAUAUCUUUUAAUUCAUAACGAUUCACGUCCUACUCUUAUUUAUUUUCAUGCAAAUGCAGGCAAUAUGGGACAUCGUCUUCCCAUUGUUAAACGUCUUUAUUAUGAUGUACAAUGUAAUGUCUUGAUUUUUUCUUAUAGAGGAUACGGUCAUAGCACUGGAUUUCCUUCAGAAAAAGGCAUUAAAAUUGAUUCUUUAACAGUUCUUAAUUAUGUUCAUCAACAUCCAGUACUUUCAAAAACAUCAAUCAUUGCAUAUGGACAAUCCCUUGGUGGUGCAAUUGCUAUUCAGAGUGUUUCUGCGUGUCAGGAUAAAUAUUCUGCAUUAAUUAUCGAAAAUACUUUUCUUUCUAUUCCUAGGCUUAUAUUAGAUACAAUGCCUUAUAUGUAUAUAAUUAAAGGAUUAUUUCAUCAAUAUUGGUCUUCUGAAAAAUUGAUUUCCUCUAUAACUGACAUUCCAAUUCUUUUUCUUUCAGGAAAAAAAGAUGAAAUAGUACCUUUCGAUCAUAUGUAUUCUCUUUAUCAACUUUCUAGAACUAAAAAGAUUCUUAAAAUUUUUCAGGAUGGUAAACAUAAUGACACUAUCAUUCAACCUGGCUAUUUUGAAACUAUCUCUUCAUUUUUAAAACAAAAUCAUUUAUAUUAA